Messenger RNA from Exophiala bonariae, 1131 nucleotides. RefSeq lists its product as uncharacterized. Lineage: Eukaryota; Fungi; Ascomycota; Eurotiomycetes; Chaetothyriales; Herpotrichiellaceae. Gene Ontology annotation, molecular function: mannosyltransferase activity. The transcript has 2 exons. Gene Ontology annotation, biological process: mannosyl-inositol phosphorylceramide biosynthetic process. The record is from RefSeq and is a predicted model, not a curated record. Bases 1 to 1131 code for a protein of 376 amino acids.
AUGGAAAAGAUGGACAGCCCAUCACAAAGAGGCAUCAACGCACUCCAACAGUUCUACGGCAAUCGGAAAUCAUUACGAUGGGUCGUCUUCCUAGUGAUAGCCGCCCUGUCCACCCUGUAUUUUACCGGGCAAAGUUAUACACCGACCGUGGGACAACACAGAACGAGUAAAACAAAGGCGAGAUAUCUCUCACCCAAGCAGCUACUAGAAAGACCCAUAUCCAAAGACCUCCAGACGAUACCCAAGCUCUUCCACCAGAGUUGGUCCUCGACGGAACUGCCGGCGAAAAUGGAACGAUGGAGUGCAACGUGUAGAAGAGCGCACCCAGACUGGGAGUGGGUGCUGUGGACGGACAAGGAUAACGAAGAGCUGGUCAAACAAUACUUCCCGUGGCUGUUGAAGACGUACAAGGCCUUGCCGGGCGUGAUCUAUCGGGCUGACCUGGUGCGGAAUUUAUACAUGCAUAUGUUCGGAGGUGUGUACGCCGAUCUCGACGUCGAAUGCCUCCUCCCUUCGGACGAACUCUUCAAGUCGUACAACGUUUCAACAGUGUCCCACGCAAAACCUCGUCCGCUGACGACACACGACAUGCACAAGAGCGGGCGGAAAGCCUUCUUCGGACGAAUGGGCACGGACAACGACUUCGACAACUCGAUCCCCAACGCCUGGAUGGCAUCGACACCGGGACAUCCGUUCUUCCUGCUGCUGGUCGAAUCGGUCAUGAAAGAAGUCUCGGACGGGCCCGAACACUGGUCCGCCGAAGCCGUCACAGGGCCGGCAAAACUCUACUACACCUACGGUGAAUACAGCUCGCCCGAGGGCAAAUACCUCGGCGACGCGCUCGACAAGCACGUCGCCAAGAUCCCUGCCGCGAAGCAGUUCACCCCGCGCAAAGGCCUCGGCCAUUCCGUCGAAGUCCUGCCCUUCCAGUACAUCUACCCGUACUCGUGGCAGCGAGACGGUGAGGCGUUCCGUUCCGUCUGCUGGGCCACGCAGAAGACGUUCAAUGCUACCAAGUGUAAGCUGUUGUUGGCGACCGAUCACUGGCCGAGUUACACCAUCACUUACUGGAGCCACACCUGGACGGGUGAUGGUCACGACGAGGGAAAUCUGGCUCAGCUUGAUCGUUAA